Molecule: messenger RNA, 231 nt
Organism: Meloidogyne enterolobii
Lineage: Eukaryota; Metazoa; Nematoda; Chromadorea; Rhabditida; Meloidogynidae
Source: the annotation of a GenBank genome assembly
AUGUAUUUUCUAUUUAAAUCAGAAGCAAAAAAAUUAAUUUCAAUCAUUUCACUUAAUCGAUUUAAUUCAAUUAAAAGAAUAUUUUCACGUCUGGGAAUGGAUAACAAUAAAAAUGAUAAUAUUAAAAACAAUUCUACUACUCCUCCAAAAUUCACUGUUGGAUAUUUAUUUGCUAAUCCAGACACUGCUAUUGCUUCUAUUAAAGUAGGGAAAAAUAAAAAAAUUUUUUAA